AGUCCCGUCUACCCAGCCCGGAAGCCGUACUCAAAACCCCAGACCGGCAGGCGCCGCCGCGACCCGCCACGCCGCCAUGCCCGCCGCCGCGGCGCUCCGGGCGACUGAACCGCUGCUCCUCCCGAGCGGGCUUUCUCUCUCGCCGCGCCUCAAGCUUCUUCUCACCUUCUUCCGCGCCGACCUCACCGUCCGCCCCCUCGACGAGUGGCAGCUCAAGUCCGCACUCCUCGCCUUCCUUCGCGACCCGCCUCUCUCGCUCCCGCUCCUCCCUGACUCCGACCUCUCCGUGCACCGCCUCCCCGACCUCCAGAAGCGUCGCCGCGAGGAACCUGUUGCAUCUGGCGUCCUCCACGUCCGCGACCUCUCCUUCCUCCGCCCCCGCAAGGGCGAUGGCGAGGCCGAUGGGAUGACCGCGGAACAGGAGGAGGAGAAGUACAUCGAGUGGCGGAGCUCCCUGGUCGAGAAGCUCGAAGGCAUCGAGCUCAACCUGGAGGGAGUCAAGUUCCGGAUGACAGUCGAGAUCCCGCCGUCCGAUGACUUCAGGGUGAUGAAGAAAUCGUGGGAGAAUUUCUACUCCUCCGAGCUACUCAAUAGCAGGAACCCGGUGAGGAAGAUAGCAAAAAGGCCGGACACGAUUGUUGUCCGUGGUGUGCCGUCCAGGUGGUUUGCAGAAAUAAGAGUAUCAUCCAAGCCAUCUACGCUGGUCACGCACACAAUUUUCUCAGCACUUGGUAAAAUAAGGACCCUAAAUAUUGCAAAUGAUGAUGAGUUAGAAGCAAAAGAAGAUGUCUCUACUAAGGAGCUCAUAUCUGGACUCAAUUGCAAAGUUUGGGUGCAAUUUGAGAACUACGAUGACUUCCAUGAUGCAAUGAAGGCGUUAUGUGGACGUUCUUUAGAGAAGGAAGGAUCACGGUUGAAAGUAGACUAUGACGUGACCUGGGACCGCGAAGGUUUCUUCCGUAUUGCUCAGUAUGAGCCUGCUCAUAGCAGGUUAGGUGAGAGGGAUGCAUCAGCAUCAGUUCAUGGCCGGAAGAAACAUUACACUUCCCGAAUCGAGUCAGAUCAUAGGAAGAGAUUUAGGGAUUGAUGACGCAAGAGUAUGGUAUGAGCAACACUGUUAUUCCAUGAGGAGAGGGAAACGGCUGUUCUGUACCAUUGUAUUGCUUCAUUCUCAGAUUUCUUUUUUUUCCUCCUUUCAUUGUCAAUUAACCUAACAGAAAAAUCAUUCUGAUAGUUACUGAUCUGUAGUUAUGACUAUCAGUAUUGUGCUGGUUAAUACCCAGAGGGCAGAGAGCGCAACAAAACACAACAGUUUUUUCUUGUCUAAGAAUUUGAUAGAUUGAGGACCGGUGGCGCAGCCCAUGCUCCUUGAUCAGUGACAAUUGCAUCUGAGUUCA
Molecule: messenger RNA, 1397 nt
Organism: Panicum virgatum (switchgrass)
Lineage: Eukaryota; Viridiplantae; Streptophyta; Magnoliopsida; Poales; Poaceae
Product: A-kinase anchor protein 17A-like
Exons: 5
Coding region: 77-1087 (336 amino acids)
Source: RefSeq, a predicted model, not a curated record